Molecule: messenger RNA, 272 nt
Organism: Dentiscutata erythropus
Lineage: Eukaryota; Fungi; Glomeromycota; Glomeromycetes; Diversisporales; Gigasporaceae
Source: the annotation of a GenBank genome assembly
UUCUUCUAAAGAAGAUAGUGAAACUGAAACUGAACAAGAAAAUGAUUUUGAAGAUUCAUCAUCUAUAAGAAAUACUGGACUACUUGAUGAUAUAGAAUUAGAAAAUACUUUAGUAUUUAAUAAUGAUUCAAAUUUUCCAGAAACAUUAUAUAAAGCUAAAGAUGCUAUGUUAUUUAAAAAAACAAUUAUACAAUUUGUUGUAUGUGAAAAAUGCCAUUUUUUAACUAAUUUAGAAAGUAUAUUUAAUAAUUCACAAGCAAGUUUUAGUGAAU